UACAAGAAAUAAAUUUUUAAUUCAUUUUAGUUGGGAAACUAAAAAAUAUCUUAAAAAGACUUUAAAAUUUUGAUUUGAUAGAUGGUAAAGGGAGAGUAUAACUUUAGAGAACCCAAUUGUACCUAGUGCUGACGUCUUCACGGAGCCCUAGGAUGAAAAUGAAUUUCAUUUUUUGUUAUUUAAAUUAUUAGUGGUGGAUUCACUUGUUUUGGUAAGUAUUAGUACAAAUGCUAGUAAAUGGCAAUAAUUACUUGAAAUUAAAAAAAAAAUUAAUUAAAAUUAAAACCAAGGAGAGAUAAUUAUGACCAUCCCCAUCAAUUCUUCUUUGUCAGAACAAAAAAAAAAAAAAAAAAAAAUUGUUCCUUCUAGUUAAAUUAAAUUGUAUAUCACUUUGUCUCGCAUAUCAUAACCAGUAAUAUCUUGAAAAUCCAAUGAAAUUAAAAGUUUAAUUUGUUUUGUUACGGCCUACAGUUCACUAGAAAAGGAAAUAGUUACCCCGCCACAUGAUAAUGUAGGGGUAGCUGAUGAUGCUACAAAGGCUAUAGGGGAUGCAAAAGUAGAGGAAGUAUUAAACCAGCAAAGUUUUACGGAAAAUGCACAAAGUAUUAAUGUAGGAGGGUCAGGGAACAAAAGUGUAAGUCAUGAAAGUGGAACAGGGCAAGUUUCGCAAGCAAUAUCAUCAACACAAGAUGUAGACAGCACCAUCGGUGACUCGUCUUACAAGGUUGUUCCUAAAUCAAUUGAAAUGCCAUUAAGUGGAGUAGGCUAGAUUGAUGGUGAAGGGAAGGGUGUUGGGGAAGGGAAAGAGAAGGGUAUGGAGACAGAGAAGGGUAUUGUGGAAGGGAUAGAGACGGGUGUUGAGGAAGGGAAAGAGAAGGUUAUGGAGAAAAAAAAGGGUAUUGUGGAAGGAAUUGGGGAUGACACUGGUGGUCCAAUGGAAUAUGAAGCCAGUGGAGGUGGGGUGGCAAGAGGUUCACAGCCAAUUGACCCACCAAAGGAUGAUGAGCCCUCCCAAGAAAUGGUUAUGUCCAUGCAGGGUCAUGACAACAUUCCAAAAGCCAAUGAGGAGGGGGGAGAAGAACGUCAAGCAUCGCAUAAGGUGGAAGAUGCACAACAGGAUAAUGUGCCCUUCCAAAGAGUUGGUUCAUGACAACAUUCCUACAACCAAUAAGAGGGGAGAGCAACGUCAGCCAAAUAAAGACAUGCCAGAUGGGAUGGCAGGAGGUGCAACGGGAGGUGAUCCAGAGAAGGAAGAUGGUGCAGAAAAGGAUGGUGAUGUAGAGAAAGAUGAUGGUGCAGGAAAGGAUGGUGCAAAGGAUGGUGCCGAAGAGAAGGAUGGUGGUGUAGGAAAGGAUAAUGCAACCCCCCAACCAACUGUUAUGACCAUGCGACCUGAGCAUGUUGGGGGCGACACAAAUGAAAGCGCAACAGCUACAUUAGUUGUUGAUCUGACUGGAGAGAAGGAAAUGGCCAUGAACAAGCAACCAGUUGGUGCAAGUCAUGAAGGGAGGAAAAAUAAACGACCUCAGAUUGAUGAUGAUGGUGUCACUCAUGAAGGGAGGAAAAAUAAACGACCUCAGGAAAUUGUUUCCCCGCAUGUUGUUCCCUUUCACAAAUCUAGUUCGUCGCAGAUUGAUGAUGAUGUAUCUGCAACAACUAAUAAACAAAUAAGGAAACCGGGCAGACCAAAGAUGAAGCCUAAAACAGAAGGGGCUGCUGAAGCUGGGGAAGUACAAAAGAGGCCGCGUGGAAGACCGAAAGUGUCAGAGGAACCUAAGAACGGGAAAUUUCAAUUUACAGUUUCCAUUACUUUUUUUAUUUUGACAUUGUGUAGUGAUUAAGAAAUAAUUUUGAUUUUUUUAUUAAUUUUUGUCUUACAGUAUUUAAUUGUACGGGGUUAUCCCAAACAUGUGCGAAUUGUUAUCAAAUCCAUGAUUGAAACGCGGAAGAAGUUUGUGAAGAAACAAUUUUCAGGACAUUUCUCAAGAUCAAAAU
Messenger RNA from Chenopodium quinoa (quinoa), 1995 nucleotides. RefSeq names its product chromosomal protein D1-like. The record is from RefSeq and is a predicted model, not a curated record. The coding region runs from base 918 to 1841 and encodes 307 amino acids. The transcript is spliced from 8 exons. Lineage: Eukaryota; Viridiplantae; Streptophyta; Magnoliopsida; Caryophyllales; Amaranthaceae.